CCAUUCUAUUAUAUAGACUUUUGACACUCAACUCUCGCUCGCAGUGUGCUCGAUCUCGGCUGGGCCGACAUGGUUCCGCUGCAAUUCGCAGCCGAGUAUCCUCGCUUUCUCACGCAUGAACCAGUUCAGAUUUGCCCCGGAUUCACGGCGUUCGAUUGGGAGAGAAGGGAUACAGAUGUCAUGAAACGAGACAGAUUUUACUAUCUUGAUUGUGUCAGGGAGAUAGCGUGUUUGGAAGGUGGUAUUGCACGGGAUUAUUAUGAGCUGCUGGCUCGGCCGGAUGAAUGUAGGAGGUAUUGGUGGUUUAGGGCUGUUUGCCAGGCCGAUAUCCAUAGGGCGAUGUGUGCUUGUGAUUGGAAUCCGGUCGAAGAGGAUAUCUCAUAAUAUUAAUUGUCACGGAUCAGAUGUUUUCUUUAACAAUCAUCACUGGUCUCCAAAUGCUGAUACAACCC
Molecule: messenger RNA, 452 nt
Organism: Aaosphaeria arxii CBS 175.79
Lineage: Eukaryota; Fungi; Ascomycota; Dothideomycetes; Pleosporales
Exons: 1
Coding region: 70-384 (104 amino acids)
Source: RefSeq, a predicted model, not a curated record